Molecule: messenger RNA, 546 nt
Organism: Nematolebias whitei (Rio pearlfish)
Lineage: Eukaryota; Metazoa; Chordata; Actinopteri; Cyprinodontiformes; Rivulidae
Gene: nitr6b
Product: novel immune-type receptor 6b
Exons: 4
Coding region: 1-546 (181 amino acids)
Biological process (GO): response to bacterium
Source: RefSeq, a predicted model, not a curated record
AUGUUGGCAUUCUUCAUGACCGUGCUCCUACUCUGGUCUUUGUGUGUGGCAGAGUUCAGUGAAAUCUCUCAGCCUGUUUCUGAACAAACAUUAAAGCUCGGAGAAUCUGCAACCAUUGAAUGCUACAUAAAAAGUUCAAUGAAUAAAAGAGUGUGGUACAAACUGAGUACAGGCAGAAGACUACUGCUCGUUGCAUUCUUCAAUACCAAAUACAAACGGGUUGAGAUUUCCUCUGAAUUUGAUCAGCGUUAUUCAGUCAAAUUUGACAACAACAGUAGUCAUUUGGGAAUAUCAAGAGCAUCACAGGAAGAUGUUGGAACCUACUUUUGUGGAGUUAUGUACCUAAACGAUAUUCGGUUUGGAUCAGGAACAUCUUGGAUUCUGAAAGGUAGCGAGAGACCACAGCAGGAGUAUAAUCAAGCUAACACUGCACUGAUUGUAUCAAAUGCCGUUUUUGGGAUUGUGAUUAUCCUUCUUUCGGGGAUAAUCUGCAGGUCACGGAGGAAAGACUCUGCAGAUCACACAAUCGGUCAGACCCUCCCCUGA